Molecule: messenger RNA, 2143 nt
Organism: Diorhabda carinulata
Lineage: Eukaryota; Metazoa; Arthropoda; Insecta; Coleoptera; Chrysomelidae
Product: putative mediator of RNA polymerase II transcription subunit 12
Exons: 7
Coding region: 212-1831 (539 amino acids)
Source: RefSeq, a predicted model, not a curated record
GCCUAUCCAUUCUUUCACCUUCGACAGUGUCGUCACGUUCAAAUGGUAGGGGACCAGCUACAAGGAUACCUCUCCAACACUCUACUUACCAGUCGGUCACAGCGGCCGUUGAAAAACAUCUGAGGACUACUCUACUUAUCUGCUUUGCGCACCUCUUACUUUCAUUUUUUUUUUUUAAUCUAUACCGAGUGUUUCGGGAAAGUUUUUCGUCAUGGAGAAGGAACCUCAACCAGAAUCUAUGGCUACAGUGACUAUUAAACCCGAGUAUACGCCUUCUGAGUACUCGACUUCUGAACCACCACCGGCUUACAUGAAACCGCGUAGUACAUCCGUCCAGAUUACCAAAAUUGUUGCAGUUACUAUAGUCCUUUGUUCUGUUAUCUUGGGAGGAUUCUUAUUAGCUUCAGCAUACGUCACAGCUAACGCUUCUUGUAAACAGCUGGAGCAAGAAUUAGAUAUUCUCAGCGAGGCGGCGGAAAGAUUUCAGUCACCUUUACAACCAGAAGCUCUAAUACAAGAUUCAUCUGCAGCACCUACAACAAAUUUCAAACGUCAGGUAGAACCACUGAACUCUGAAGCGCCUUCUCACAUAACUAAAGAACUAACCAAUAACAUUGACGAUGAUUCAUCGGAAAGCGAUUCGUCUGAAGAUUCAGAAGAACUCCCUAUCAAAGAAACCAAGAAGAGUGCAGCCUUACCUAUUGAAAUGAACGAUUUGAUUACUCAUUUACUUGAAAAGAACCAAAAAUCGAAAAUGAAUUGCGUGGUCGAGAAGAAGAAAGCCGAAGAAUUCGUCGAUCAUCAACCCAGAACUGUCAGUUUACCUUUUGGAAUUAAUUUAACGACAAAUCCUAGAUUUGAAAAACUUACUGGCGAGCGUAUGGUUAUCGUUUGCGAAAGUGGUACUAUGCAAAAUGCCGAACCCUCAAUGAAACCGAAAGAGGAAAAUGAAGACGACGAAGAUAACGAUGAUGAUGACGAGGAAACUAUUAUGAUACAUCCAAUUAUGAUCCCGAUACCUCAGACACAAUUCCAAACCCAUAUGCCUCAACAAAUGCCACCGAUGCCCCAACAACGUCCAGAGCAAAUGCGUCCCAUUAUCCAAAUUGAAACGUUUAGACCAUCAGCGCCAUCCAUGAGACCAUCUGUGCCCUCCAUGAGACCAUCUGUGCCCUCCAUGAGACCAUCUGUGCCCUCCAUGGGACCAUCUGUGCCCUCCAUGGGACCAUCUGUGCCAUCCAUGAGACCAUCUAUGAUGCCACAACAGCAACCCCAAGAACAGAUACAAAUGAGACCACAAAUCCAGAUACACGUUCAACCACAACAACCACAACAAGCCGAGUUCCCACCAAAUCCUAUCCUACAACACAUCGUUAGACAAAUUGUUGCUCAGAAAAUAAUGGAAAGCCAAAGAUUACGCGAACAACAAUUGAGAGAACAACAAGAAGAGCAACAACAACAACAACAAGUCCAAUCAGAAGUUAACCAAGAUGUUGAUGAACGUCCACGGUUCGUUCAAAUCGAACAAAUCGGACAACCGAUCGGUCAGCACAGAUUUCCUCUUCCCGAAGAAAUUUUAACUCAACUCAACAGAUUACCCAAUCGCGAAGUUAUCGUAGCCGUACCUGAUAAUGCUUCCGAAGAACCACAGCAAGAUAUCCAAUACGUACAACAACAAAGAGAAAGCGCUAACGAGAUGAAUGGAAGACAAUCGUACAGUUCGGUUCCUAUGAGUAUCCCAGUUGGAAUGACCCACGAUCAAGAAGCUACCGAACCGGAGCAACAAGCCACUGAUGAAAGGCACCACUAUGUUCAACCCAGAUCAGUUUGAUGAGGUUAAAUUGAGGUUGAAACAGUGUGAUUUCGAAAAUUACCUAAUCACAUGCUUACCAAUUAAAAAAAUCACUUAAGUAGAUAAAAUAGUGGCACAAUUUAGUACUACUAAUUAAGAUUUCUAUAUGUAAAUAUCUAUUUGUUAUGGAUAAGUUUUAUUCCCUUUUUUUUUGACGUGUAUUCUUCAAAGGGUAAUAUUUAAAACAAUAAAGUUUAUUUUUCGAAUUUAGUUUAAUGGUUUAUAUGUAAAUACCAGAAAUAUGUCUAAUUAAUUGUGAUUUUAUGGAAAAUAAAAUAUAUUUUCUUGUUU